Molecule: messenger RNA, 2133 nt
Organism: Ilex paraguariensis (yerba mate)
Lineage: Eukaryota; Viridiplantae; Streptophyta; Magnoliopsida; Aquifoliales; Aquifoliaceae
Source: the annotation of a GenBank genome assembly
CAGACUAAAAGGUCCCGCAUACAACAUCCACUACUACUGACUCAGCAACCUUACCGGAACUUUCAUCAUUCUACUACCAAUCACCUGGAAGCAGCUGUAAGUCCGGCCUUUUUAUCAUCAUAGCCAGUGAAAAACCGUAAAAUGUAAUGCGCGCCACGCAACAGACUCAAAAUUCAAUUUAGGACCCCUCCAUUAGCAGCAAAAAAGAACUAAUCCAUCUGAAUUUUUCUCAAAAUAUCUCACAAUUGACCACAUCAGGGCCUUCCUCAUCUCAGCAUAAAGUUUUCAUUUAUAGAAUUCAGUUGUCAGGAUUGGCAAACAAGUAGGAUAAACUAAGAAUUCCUUAUACCAAUGAAACUCACAUGUCAAGUCACAUGAAACACACCUCCACCACGCCACGCCCGCUACCUAGUAUUCCACCUUUAGCCAUAGACCAAUUUUUUUGGCUGAUUAUCACUUUUUUGGGUAUAAAUUUUUCGGUUCAAGGACAUACCAAUUUCACUGAUAUAUUUUUUUUUGAAGCACAUGUAAGAUAAAUAUCGCCAACAAACAAACUUUCUUGUAUGAUACCAAAAAAUAGGGGAGUGGUACCGAACUCUAAUCAUUUUUAAUCGGCCAUCGUCAUUUACAACAAAUAUUCAAGAAAAGUGGGUGAGUUCUCUCUUGCUCUCUCUCUCGAUGGAGCAAGAAAUUUCACAGAGAUCUGUUGCUUUGAUCGUGGGUGUCACUGGCAUGGUCGGUCUGAGCUUAGCAGAGGCAUUAAAGAAGCCAACAGCACUUGGUGGUCCGUGGAAAGUCUAUGGCAGCGCACGGCGGUCCUUGCCAACCUGGUUCCCGCCGUCAACCAUCGACCACUACAUAGCCUUUGACGCCACAGACCACACAGACACCAUGGAAAAGCUCACUCCUUUUUCCGGAGAAGUCACCCAUGUCUUCUGGGUAGCAAUCCAAGUUCACGAAAACGAAGAAGCCAACGUUACCAUCAACACCGCCAUGCUCCAAAACGUCCUCAGUGUUCUCCUCCAAUCAUCUCCGCCGUCGCCGCUCCGGCAUGUCACACUUCAAACAGGUACACAAUACUACAUGGGUCCAAUACACGAUCCGAUCCUCGGUUUCAAACUCAAUCCUCACGAGUCGCCAUUUAGAGAAGACUCUCCUCGCCUUCCUCACCCAAACUUUUACUACCCUCUAGAGGACCUUGUGGCAUCAUACUCUCCGGCCGUUACCUUUUCCAUUCACCGUUCGUCUAUCAUAAUCGGAGCUUCUUCACGGAGUUUUUACAAUACCCUUCUCACUUUGUGUGUGUACGCAACUAUAUGUAAGUAUGAGGGCUUAGCAUUCAGAUACCCAGGCACUAAAUACACAUGGAACCAUUUCUGUGAUGUGUCCGACGCCGGCGUUCUAGCAGAGCAGCAAAUUUGGGCGGCGGUGACGGACGAAGCUAAAAACCAGGCUUUUAAUUGCACUAAUGGAGAUGUAUUUACAUGGAGGAGCUUAUGGAAAAUACUGUGCGAGAUAUUUGAUGUUGAGUUUGUGCCGUUUGAUGAGAGAGAAAAGUUCGAUUGGGUGGAAGAGAUGGGGAAGAAAGAAGAAGUGUGGAAUAGUAUUGUAGAGGAAUAUGGGUUGUAUAAGACCAAAUUGAGUGAAAUCACUUGUUUUGCAGCUCUUAAUACUAUAUUACAUUUUGGGUUUCAACAUGUUUGUAGCAUGAACAAGAGUCGUGAAUUCGGAUUUUUUGGGUAUGCUGAUACGAUGAAGAGUAUUAAGAUAUGGAUGGAAAGACUUAGAAUGAUGAAAACCAUCCCCUAAAUUAAGGAGGGUUUGGGCGGACGGCGAUGGGGUCAUCAUCGGAGUUGUUAUUGCUCCCGUGACCGGAGUAACCCAUUCCUGGAGCUUUUGCGUGGAAACUAUGCUACGAUGGAGUUUGUAACAGUUAUAAAGGAUUAAGCCGGAGGAAUGUCGGGAAAAGCUCUGGUUAGGUUGGAGUCGCGUGUAAUAAUUACGCCUUGUGUGCGUGUGAUAGACUAAGCGGUCAAAAGCUGCUGCUAUCUUUUCUCUACCCUAUCCUUAGGCCACGUGGAGGUGUUUAAUUUUAAUUUGAUUUUAAGCUGGUUACUUCUUAUCUUAUCUUAU